CCCCCAUCACUGGGGCCAUUUUUGUCCGUCUAAUGAAUCCUUAUCCCUCGCUCUAAAUCCUCUCCGAUUAUAGCGGCUCGCGCACGCGGUUCCCUUGCGGCAAGAAAAGAGACGAUGCAGUCGUCUAAGAUGCGCCGGAAAGUCGCGCCGGUAACGGCGGACGGCGUCGACUCCGCCGACAAGUUGGAUCAGCACCUCCUCUCCUCCGCCAUCUGCAACAACGAAGACCUUAGUCCCUUCAUACGCAAAGCUUUUGCCUCCGGCAAGCCGGAGACCCUUCUCCAUCACCUCCGCCACUUCACUCGAUCCAAAGAGUCUGAAAUCGAAGAAGUCUGCAAGGCUCACUAUCAGGACUUCAUCAUGGCCGUCGACGACCUCCGAUCUCUCCUCUCCGACGUCGAUUCCCUCAAGUCGUCUCUCUCCAAUUCCAACUCCAAACUGCAGUCCGUCGCCGGUCCUCUCCUUUCCUCUCUCGACGCCUUCGUGGAGGCUCGAAACGUAAGCCAGAACAUUGCCCUCGCACUUGAAUCGGUUCAGACAUGCGUUCGCCUCAUUGAGUUUUGCGCGAGAGCGAACGUCCAUCUCUCGAGUAACAAUUUUUACAUGGCCUUGAAGUGUGCGGACUUGAUCGAGAGAGAUUUUCUCGAUAAAACGCCGUUGUAUACCGUUCGGAAGAUGCUUGAGAGGCAUAUCCCGGCGAUUCGAUUGUAUAUCGAAAGGAGGAUCAGCAAGGAGUUCGGUGACUGGCUGGUGGAUAUCCGUAUUGUGAGCCGCAAUCUAGGACAGCUUGCGAUUGGACAAGCAUCGUCGGCGAGGCAGAGAGAGGAGGAUCUUCGGAUGAAGCAACGGCAAGCCGAGGAACAGAGCCGACUCAGUUUGAGAGAUUGUGUUUAUGCUUUGCAAGAAGACGAUGAUGACGAACUUGGAGGAAUUGGAGUUGAAGGUAAGGAUGCUUACGGAAACAACAAUGGUAAUGGUGCGUUAGGGUUUGAUUUGACUCCACUGUACAGGGCUUAUCACAUACAUCAGACGUUGGGGCUUGAGGAUCGAUUUAAACAGUACUAUUUUGAGAACAGGAAGCUUCAAUUGACCUCAGACUUUCAGGUAUCGUCAAUGACUCCUUUCCUUGAAUCUCACCAAACUUUUUUCGCACAAAUUGCUGGGUUUUUUAUUGUUGAAGAUCGGAUUUUGAGGACUGGUGGUGGUUUGAUUUCCAAGAUGGAAGUUGAGAAUUUGUGGGAAACUGCUGUUAGUAAGAUGUGUUCCGUGUUAGAGGAUCAGUUCUCUAGGAUGCAGACUGCAAAUCACCUGCUGCUUAUAAAGGACUAUGUGAGUUUGCUCAGUGUAACUUUGCGUAGGUAUGGGUACUUAGUUGAUGCUUUGCUUGAUGUUUUAAGCAAGCAUAGAGAUAAGUACCAUGAACUAUUGUUGUCAGAUUGUCGCAAACAGAUUGCAGAAGCACUUGCCGCUGAUAAAUUUGAACAAAUGUUGAUGAAGAAAGAGUAUGAAUAUUCUAUGAAUGUUUUGUCAUUUCAGAUACAAACAUCAGACAUAACACCCGCAUUUCCUUAUGUUGCACCUUUUUCAUCUACAGUGCCUGAUUGUUGCCGCAUUGUGCGAUCCUUUAUUGAGGAUUCUGUGAGUUUCAUGUCAUAUGGUGGGCAGCUUGAUUUCUACGAUGUUGUCAAGAAGUAUCUUGAUAGGCUUUUGAGUGAGGUUUUGGAUGAAGCUUUGUUGAAGCUUAUUAACUCAUCUGUUCAUGGAGUGUCCCAGGCAAUGCAGGUUGCGGCAAAUAUGGCUGUCUUGGAGCGUGCUUGUGAUUUCUUCUUUCGUCAUGCUGCACAGCUUUCAGGCAUCCCUUUGAGAAUAGCAGAGAGAGGUAGGAGGCAGUUUCCUCUGAACAAUGCCCGUGAUGCCGCAGAAGUUACACUCUCUGGCUUGCUUAAAACUAAGGUUGAUGGAUUUAUGACAUUGAUUGAGAAUGUUAAUUGGAUGGUUGAUGAACCUCUGCAGAAUGGAAACGAAUAUGUGAAUGAGGUGAUUAUAUAUUUGGAAACUCUGGUUUCAACAGCACAGCAGAUAUUGCCCGCCCAAGUUCUUAAAAGAGUUCUGCAUGAUGUUCUUUCUCAUAUAUCGGAAAAGAUAGUAGGGGCUCUAGUUGGGGAUUCAGUUAAGAGAUUCAAUGUAAAUGCUAUUAUGGGGAUUGACCCGGAUAUUCGGUUGUUGGAAUCAUUUGUGGAUAAUCAGGCUCCUCUUUUCUCAGAUUUGGAGUUAAGUCAGUUGAAAACAGCACUUGCUGAGCCAAGACAAUUGAUUAACUUGCUACUAAGCAAUCAUCCCGAAAAUUUUUUGAAUCCAGUAAUCAGGGAGAGGAGUUACAAUACUUUGGACUACAGGAAAGUAAUGAUAAUUUCAGAGAAAUUAAGGGAUCCUUCUGAUCGGCUAUUUGGAUCAUUUGGAGGAAGGAGUCUUAAGCAAAAUCCAAAAAAGAAAUCUCUGGAUGCUCUGAUUAAAAGACUUAAGGAUGUGAGCUGAUUUGAAAUACCAGACAUUGUGGGUGCCUUUGCUGCAUUGGCAAGAGGGUGGAAAGCUGUCUUGGAGGGGCUGGUAGAGGAGCAAGGCAUCACUGAAAUCUCCUUCGGCUGCAACAGAGUGAGCAAUUGCUGAUACUGCCCCUUAGUUAGACCAACCCUGGAAUCUGAGUCCUCUUCUUGAUCAAUAAUGGCAGAGUUAGCAAAAGAGGUGGAUGAUUUCCCCUUGUUGAAGAACUUGUGCCCGGGGGGGUACUCGUGAAGUUUGUAGCAUUUCUCAGCUACAUGACCACUCAUAUGGCAAUGUGUACAGGUUGGUGGCUCGGCAUUUCCUGCCUUAAAACAGUUUUCUAGAGAGUGACCUGGUUGAUGACAAUGGGUACAAUAGGGGCAGUCUCGUUUAGGGGGCUGUCCAGGCUUGGGAUUUGGCUUGAAGGUGGGAUGGAAUUUCUUGGUUGUUAAGGCCAUCGAAUCAGGAGAGGGACAACUACUCAGCAUGAGAUUUUGCCUCUCCUGUUGCUGGAUCAUGGAAAGGACUUUACCAACAGAGGGUAGGGGAUCAAUGAGCAUGAUUUGGUCCCUUGAAUUGGUGUAUGAAUCACUUAGGCCCAUCAAUAACUGUAUCACACAGUUCCUAUGAUUUGUAUUCAAAAGGAUCUUUAAUUUUCCACAGCUACAGUCAGGCAAUGGAUCAAACACAUUUAGUUCAUCCCAAAGUGAUUUCACUUUCCCAUUAUAAACACUUACUGAAUCUUGCUCUUGUUGCAGUCCUGCUAGUGCCUUCUUAAGCUGAAAAGUCCAUGAACCAUUUUGUUGAGUAAAGCGCUCCUUCAGCUCAUUCCAGAUCACGAAAGCUUCAUCCAAAAGAGCAAUGCUAGACUUAAUUGAUGGAGAAAUAGAGUUCUGUAUCCAGGAAGUCACAAAGUCAUUGCAACGUUCCCAGGCUUCGAGUAAAGGGUCGUCUGGAUUGGUGGGUUUGGAAAUCUCGCCACUAAUAAAUCCCAACUUGUUCUUGGCUUCUAAGAGCUCCUUGCAUAGCCCUGGACCAAGUGGUAUAAUUGUCAACAGUGAGAAGUUGAGGAACAAGAGAAACAGGUGGGUUGUCCCCAUUGUCAAGCCGACAAGGGUUAGUGACAUCAUUGAAAUUGAGAAAACGAUUUGAAGAAGAAUUAUUGGCAGAAAUUUCUGUAGUCGUAGUUGCUAAGUUUCACUGCUCUGAUACCAUGUAAGAAAAUGGCAAGGAGAAUUUUGGAAGAAAAUUUGGAAAGGAAGGUUCAGGUGUGAGAAGAACUGGGGAGUCUUCUUCAUUGAAUACUUUGCCUUUACAAAGAAUGAGUAUAUGUAGUACUCUGUACAGCCUUCCUCACGAGCAAAAGGCAUAUUUACAGCAGAGCAAAAAGAAUAUUUACAGCUCUGCACAUAACAAACUCUACUAACUAUACA
Molecule: messenger RNA, 3974 nt
Organism: Malania oleifera
Lineage: Eukaryota; Viridiplantae; Streptophyta; Magnoliopsida; Santalales; Ximeniaceae
Product: exocyst complex component SEC15B-like
Exons: 2
Coding region: 115-2535 (806 amino acids)
Biological process (GO): intracellular protein transport; Golgi to plasma membrane transport; exocytosis
Cellular component (GO): exocyst; membrane
Source: RefSeq, a predicted model, not a curated record